Messenger RNA from Trichoderma virens Gv29-8, 1941 nucleotides. RefSeq lists its product as uncharacterized. The record is from RefSeq and is a predicted model, not a curated record. Bases 1 to 1941 code for a protein of 646 amino acids. The transcript is spliced from 2 exons. Lineage: Eukaryota; Fungi; Ascomycota; Sordariomycetes; Hypocreales; Hypocreaceae.
AUGGCUUCCACAGAACAACUGUUUAACGCCAUGCUGAGGAGCGACACUGUCAAGGACAGCCUCUUCCAACACCUCACCACAUCCGACAUCUGUGCCAUUCGCGAGGCUUCAUCAGCCUGCUGCAACCUCGUCACCAAGCGUCUCUUCACCCGCAUCCAUGUCACCUUCACAGCUUCCACUUUCACCCGGCCCUCGCGCAUCGCUGCCCUGGGCCGGAUUGGGCAUCACAUCGAGCACUUGACAUUUCACUUUGCCCACUCCGAGGCCACGUUUCUGCCGCCGCUGAUCCAUCCGCUGACAGGCGAUGAGAUUGCUUUUUUGUACAAGCCUCACACCAGCAUGGGAUCGGCGCUGACUCGCCCCAAGUACGCCAACACGGAGCUGGGAGAGAUUCUGACGCAGCAGUAUCCUCCGUUGUUCCACGCGGCCACCAACGUCCCCAGCUUUAUCUAUGCUAUUGGCCAUAUCCCCAACAUGAGGCACCUGACCAUUCGUUGUCCCGGCCAGGACCCCAGGGAACGGUAUAGGAGGGAUAUUGUGGACUAUGCCCUCAUCAGCCUGCGGAUUGCUAUCGAGCGAGCGCCGAUGACAAAGCUUCACAAGCUGUCUCUGUCAUCUCUCCACCCUUCUGCCUUCAACUAUCUCAGAUACAUCAAUGGGAUUGGAAGCGUGCCCUCUGCGAGCCGUAGGUGGCAGCAGAUCACCAAGCUGCACAUCUCGGUGGAAGCCUGGGACUUUUAUGGCCCAUCUCCCGGCCUGGACCAUCUUAAAGUCAUUGAUGACUACAUCCGCAACUUUUCCCAAGGACUAGAGAAGUUUACGUUUGCCUGGAUUGGUGCCAAAGGACCGUGUCCCAUUGCUCUAUCUGCUGAUCCUCUCUUCGCGCCGCCUCGCAGCACUAAGAAGCUAUUCCAUGAAGUCACUUCUCCCAUGUCGCCUCUCCCAACCCGGCCUCCCCGUUGUCCCAUCCACUUUCCUAAGCUGCGCUAUCUGCAGAUUCGUAAUGCCACCAUGAACUCUCCCCAGCUCAAGGGCUUAAUCGCGUCCCACCAAAAGACUGUCAAGCAAUUUGGGUUCGAGAGCGUCGUCCUCACCAAUAAUGGUAGCUGGGACGAAGCUCUGGCGCCCGUGGACGGCGACAACAAUUGGUCUCGAAGCAGCUUCGCGGCGCCUUCGGAGUUUUCUGUUAUAACCAGCACAAGUGAUGAGGAGCUGCCUAGUCCCAGUGCGGCGGUCGCAGCUGCUAGCAGAGAGCUGAUGGAUUUCGACCUGAGCGGUCUCACUCUGAGCGACGAUGACAGAGAUGUAGCUCAAGACUUUACAAACAACUUUUCUGGACCGAGAGAAUCUGAUCUGAGUGUCUCUACCAAGCUCACGCGAAAGCGUGUUCGGCGCCACCAUAGGAAACACUCUAAGACGGAGAGUAAAGAGCAAGCCCCUGAGUAUCAAUCUCCUCUAUCGCCUCCAUGCCAUAAGCCGUCCAAGCUUCGUCUUAAGCUAUCUUUUGGAUCCUCCAGCGAAAUUGCCUAUUCUGCCAUCCCUGAGCCGCUGUCCAUAUUCACGCCGCCCAUCAUGACAUCGGAGCCCCAGCCGGUCCUCCUCCAGCCCACCAUCUAUUCUCCCUCCGCCCAUCGCCAGGUUGGCCCUGACGAGGGCAUCUCCACUGUACAACGCAAUCUGGAACAAGAAAUGGCGCACCGUCUGUUUGCCGAGGACGCGGACGCCAGAGCAAGCGCCUUACACAAGGCCAAGGAAGCAGUGCUGGCGAAGCUCAGCAAGGAGUUUUACAGCAAGAAGGAUAGAAUCGCGGAUGCGGUAUCCGUGUGUCGAUAUAUGGGUGUUCGAGAGAUUAGCGGGUGCAGCAGAGAGAUGGUGAUGGAGGACUGGAGGGGGUUGGAGAGCAGGAGUGCGUUGGUGCCCUUAAUGUUUAGUCGAACUUAG